Coffea arabica (coffee) is the source of this 1432-nucleotide messenger RNA. Its product is annotated as probable ethanolamine kinase. Lineage: Eukaryota; Viridiplantae; Streptophyta; Magnoliopsida; Gentianales; Rubiaceae. Gene Ontology annotation, molecular function: ethanolamine kinase activity. Gene Ontology annotation, biological process: phosphatidylethanolamine biosynthetic process. Gene Ontology annotation, cellular component: cytoplasm. The record is from RefSeq and is a predicted model, not a curated record.
CCCGGCAUUACAAAUAUCAAGCUAAGGCCUUCCCUUGUCGCUCCAACAAACACCAAAUAGGCAAGUAACCAGCUCUGCUAAAAAUAUUUGAAUAUCCCAAAUAUCGGAAGACAAGAUGGGGGCAGUCAAUAUCUGGAACGCCAUCGAAGUUGCAGAGAGCCAUACCUCUGACAUUCCGUCGUCUUCCCUCACCAUCGACCACUCCCUACCGCCUUCCGAUAUGAAGCCGCGGAUCGUAGAGCUGUGCAAGGACCUGUUCAAGAAGUGGUCUAAUUUGGACGAGUCUCACUUCUCUGUUGAGAGAGUUUCCGGUGGCAUAACAAAUCUAUUGCUAAAGGUUUCUGUUGUGGAAAAAAACGGGAAUAUUGUCAAUAUUACAGUAAGGUUGUAUGGUCCUAAUACUGAGUACGUCAUCAAUCGUGAAAGGGAACUACAGGCUAUCCCAUACCUUUCAGCAGCAGGAUUUGGUGCAAAGUUACUUGGAAUAUUUGCGAAUGGAAUGGUGCAGUCAUUUAUUGAUGCACGAACUCUGGCUCCACCUGACAUGAGAGAGCCAAAGCUAGCAGCUGAAAUUGCUAAACAACUUCGUAAGUUUCAUCAGGUGGAUAUACCAGGUUCUAAAGAACCUCAACUGUGGAAUGACAUCUUCAAAUUCUAUGGAAAAGCGUCAAACCUCAACUUUGAUGAUUUUGAGGAGCAGAAGAAGUAUGAAACAAUUUCAUUUAAAGAAAUAAUUAGUGAAAUCAUUGAGCUCAAGGAAUUGACUGGAUGUCUUGAUGCCCCAGUAGUCUAUGCUCAUAAUGACUUGCUUUCAGGAAAUUUGAUGCUUAAUGAUGAUGAAGAAAGACUCUACAUCAUUGAUUUUGAGUAUGGAUCAUAUAGUUACAGAGGUUUUGACAUUGGGAAUCACUUUAACGAAUAUGCUGGCUAUGAUUGUGACUACAGCUUGUGCCCAAACAAGGAUGAACAACAUCAUUUCUUCAGACACUAUUUAGACCCUGAAAGACCAGAGGAGGUAUCUGACAAAGAUUUGGAAGCUCUUUAUAUCGAGACAAAUAUGUACAUGUUAGCAUCACACUUGUAUUGGGCGUUAUGGGCUUUAAUCCAGGCAAAAAUGUCUCCAAUUGAUUUCGACUAUCUUGGUUAUUUUUUCUUGCGGUAUGGCGAGUUCAGAAGGCAGAAAGAAACCUGUUUCUCAUUGGCAAAAGCAUACUUGUCAAGAUCUCACACACGGUGAACCAUUGGUUUUACAAUUCUAGGUAUGCUGUGAUUCUUUUGUAUGUUGUGAAAGUCAUAGUAAAGCAGUAGAUCUCUCUUUGUUGUUGUUGUUGUUUGUCAGUUAGGACUUUAAAUAUUUCUUGUAGACUGGAAAACCAAUUGUGUUUUUCCAGAUAUUCGUAAUAAAAUUUUGUAGUAUUUCUUUUUCAUGCGU